AUGGUGACCAACUUUGUGAUCCGACACCCCUUCGAGCUUCUUGAGGACUUUACAAAUAAUACGACGCCAGAGACAAAGAUAACGACAAGGACUUCUAAGACACAGCUCAAGAGAAUCGAGAACGAACUCAAAGAGAAAUUGGAACGAAUGGGCUUGAUCUUUAGAGCAUCAAUGACAGAGCAUAAGAUCAACGAAGAAACAAAGACUGCACUUGAGGCACAAUUCAAGAAUACACGUCGACGAAUCUGUCUUUCUCAUCUGGACAAAACAUUCCGGGAACGAUACGAGGACGAGUUCGAAGACAUCAAAGGCUCAACAGAUUUCUACGCUCUAUUGCACCAGAUUAUUGGAGAGGAGAAACCAGAAGAACUUGCAAAAGAAGCACGUCAAAAACUCUCGACGAUAUCCAGACGCACAGACGAGGAGGAAACCUUUACACGAUUCUAUACAAGAAUUGAAAAACUCGCCAUUUUAGCAAGUAAAGGUAAAGAUGUGCUGAAGGAACAUUUUCUAGAGGAAUCAUUCAAUUCCAAUCUGACGCCAGAUCUCAAACGUUACAUUCUGGACCAGGGACAAUCAUCAAAAACGCCAAAAGAAAUCGCAAACUACCUGGACAAGAUGAAAAAAUUCAAACGACGAGUCGAAAUAAGUGCCGUCAGCCUGGAGAACAAUCUUCUUAAAGAAGAAGUCUCCGCAUUACGACUUGAAUCUGCUUCCUUUUCUCAGCUACUUGCGAAAAUGGAUGCAAAGAUGGAUGCCCUCAAAAUCGAACUCGCUGAGGUAAAUAAGAUUAAGGCGACGACCCGAGAACAACCACGGGAAAGUUUCAACCAAUCCCGACAGACAACCGAACAGCAAAACGCGAUUCAUACCACGGCCCGAUUCACUGCUCCUUCUGGAAACUCGUUCAACCCGGAACGGCCAAGAACACAACUCGAACGACGACGUGACGGCUCAAUUAUCACCUGCUUUUCUUGCGGAAUGAAGGGCCACUCCAAGAAGAACUGCCGAGGAACUGUCAUCUGCCACAUUUGCAAUCAACGCGGCCAUAUCAAGGACAUCUGCCCAUCGCGACAGCCAAAAAACUAA
Oikopleura dioica is the source of this 1089-nucleotide messenger RNA. Lineage: Eukaryota; Metazoa; Chordata; Appendicularia; Copelata; Oikopleuridae. The record is from the annotation of a GenBank genome assembly.